AUGAAGAUGUUGCUUCUCAGGCUGAUUGUGACGCUGGUCGUGUGCUGGAUCGUUAAGUGUGAUCUGUUAGAUCUUUAUGUUCAGCACAUGGACGAGACCAUGAGAACGACGUUAUACAGAAAUAAACGACAUCCGAUGGAUCCUGUUUCUAGGAGAAUAAAGAGGAGUCUCGAGGAGGACAAACCGGUGUUCAGGUUUAAUUACUUCAAAAAGCAGCGAUUGAAUGUCGACGAAAAUUGGGUAAAGCAGUGGAAAGCUAAGAAUAAGAUCGUUCCUUAUAAAAACGACAUUUUGGAUUUUCCAAACAAACUGGAAGGAAACGUGAAUUCUGAUCAGCACGAGAUAUUCCCAGCACUGAAUUCAACAUACUCCGAAGGGACGUCGACAGUUCCCGAAGACGCUGCUGAAAAUUCGCAGUUGAAUGUCUCGCAGGUUCCAAUAACUGAGGAACGAGAGGAAACAUCGGAAGUUGGACUGAUAAUCGAGGAGAAUCAGAGCAACGAAGAGUUGACCAUCAAGGCUCUGGAAUUCGAAGAAUUUCCAGAAGAAAUGGAGAGCGAAGAUAACUCGCAGUUCGAGAUAAUCAGCGAAAACGAGCAGAUUAAUCCGAAUCCUUUUCGGCCCAGUUUUAAGAGAAAGCCAUGGGAUAGUCGGAUACCAAAGAAGUAUUUUCCGGAGAAGUCAGCGAAGGAAGCACAAAAGGCGAAGAACUACGUCAAGGACGAGGCAGCAGUGAGGUUCAGGAGAAAUGCAAAUGACUUAUCUAACGAAGGAAGAUGGAAUUUCACUAGAUACGAGAAGAUGGAUGAAAAUGGUACCGUAAUCCUCGAAUGGGAUCCUUCGGAUAAGGAGAAGAUAAUCUUUAGAGUCACCGGCGAAACCAGGGGUUACAUCGGCAUUGGUUUCAAUGAGAAGAUUAACAUGGAAGGCGCUGACAUCCUACUCAUCUGGAUAGAUGAUGCGACUAACCUGACCUAUGUAUUAGACUUGCACGGUGUCGAGAGGAAUGCUGCGCCGGUUAUUGACAUAUCGCAGGACGUCGAAGUGAUCAGCGGCACGCAAAACGGCAAUCGUACCGUUGUGACGUUUGCUAGGAAGUGGAAGACGUGCGACCAUCAGGAUUAUGAACUUACAAGCGACACCAUCAAAGUAUUGUGGGCUCUGCAUAAAGAAGAUCCCAUAUUAAACACAGCAGUAUGGCAUGGACAGACAAGAGGCGGUAAGACUCUGAGGCUAAAGACAGCUGCGGCACAUUCGCCACCGCAAGAAAAUAGUGAUAUACGACACUGGGAUGUGAAGUUAACUCGGUUUGAAGUAACCAAUACCACGAAUACUGUCUAUUGGUGCAAGAUCUUCAAACCCUCCCUGAACAAGAAACAUCACAUGAUAGGGUAUACACCACUCAUAGAGAAGGGCAACGAGGAUUUGGUUCAUCAUAUAAUUUUGUACGAGUGCACAUCGCCAAUGCUCGGCAAAUAUACCAGAAUGGCCGGCAAUCAUUGCUAUAUUUCAGCAGUGCCAAAGGAAUGGAACUCGUGUUUGCAACCCAUCCUCGCUUGGGCUCGUGGCAGUAAAGGGGAAUGGAUGCCAGAACAUGUUGGUAUACCAAUAGCGGAACAAAGCGAGAACUCGUAUUAUAUGCUGGAAGUCCACUAUAAUAAUCCGAUGUUAAAAAACGUGAAUGACAGCAGCGGCGUAAGACUUCAUUUGACUGAGAAGCUUCGUCCUCAGGAAGCUGGUAUUCUGGUGACCGGCGUGGCAGUGAGCCCUCUUCAUCUAAUACCUCCGCAGCGAAAGGAGUACGCAACUGUCGGAUAUUGUACUUCAGCGUGUACUCAGACAAUGUUUCCUGAAGAUGGUAUCAACAUCGUAUCGGUUGUCUUGCAUUCGCACUUGGCUGGUCGACGUCUCGGUCUGAAGCACAUUCGAAAAGGUAAAGAGCUGCCGAGGAUAGUCCAGGACAAUCACUACGAUUUCGACUACCAGCAGUCUUAUACUCUGGAAAAAGAAGUGAAAGUAUUGCCUGGAGAUGAGUUAGCCGCGGAAUGCAUUUACGGUACUCUGGAUAGGAAGAAACCAACUUUUGGGGGCUACGCAGUUACCCAGGAAAUGUGUCUAGCAUUCGCUGUUUAUUAUCCCAAAACACCUCUUGCCGCCUGUUACAGUAUGACGCCCGUUAAGCAUCUUUUCAAGAUUCUGGCUGUAACAAACUUCCGGGGAAUGACGAUGGAUUACUUGGAAACACUAUUCCUAACGAAUGGGUCUGAAUUGAUUUCGCCUUCAACCAAACAGCUUCCUAGUCAUUCGAAAUCAACUGAUGAGAUUGAUGAGACUAUCAUUAAAGAAGCUAAGUCUGCAUUAAUAGCGAUGAAAGAUCACAUAGAAGAGAGUGAGGACGAUAACAUCUUCACGCGACUCAUCAUUGAGGAUCCCAUAGAAUUUCGAGGUCGUACUUUUGCCGAACAUAUGAUGCUAAUGCAGUGGAAAGAUGAUUUGUUAGCGAAACCUGUAGAAUAUAAUUUGUAUCAUGGCGAACAUAUGACAUUCUGCAGAAAGAGGGACGACCAAUUAGUACUGCGGCCAAAUAUUCUGAACUUCCCGAAUUACACGGCAUUACCGGAAAUAAACACUUGCGAACUUAAGUCUGGCUCCUCCAAAGUUUUCUACAUCCGUUGGAUAAACCUGGUCAUUAUAGUCAUCGCAUCGAUCGCUAUAUUAUAAGAAGCCUCAAAUGAACAAUUAACGACAGUCAAAGGCGACGUGAUAAACGCAUUUCGCAUUGUUAAUUAACGCGAAUAUAAAUACAGGGUUUCCGUGAAUGUCUUCUGCAUAUUUUCAAAUUUGCAAGAUAAACCUGAUUAAUUUAUUAAUUUAAGUAAUUUUAUCUUAUAAGGCGAGCGCCCGAACGAGCACCGACCGCUUGAAACAAGUCAAGAUAUUCCUAAAGUUUUUGUCGA
Atta colombica is the source of this 2957-nucleotide messenger RNA. Its product is annotated as MOXD1 homolog 1. Gene Ontology annotation, cellular component: secretory granule membrane. Gene Ontology annotation, molecular function: copper ion binding; dopamine beta-monooxygenase activity. Lineage: Eukaryota; Metazoa; Arthropoda; Insecta; Hymenoptera; Formicidae. The transcript has 10 exons. The record is from RefSeq and is a predicted model, not a curated record. Bases 1 to 2721 code for a protein of 906 amino acids. Gene Ontology annotation, biological process: norepinephrine biosynthetic process; octopamine biosynthetic process; dopamine catabolic process.